Molecule: messenger RNA, 3219 nt
Organism: Magallana angulata
Lineage: Eukaryota; Metazoa; Mollusca; Bivalvia; Ostreida; Ostreidae
Exons: 13
Coding region: 197-2389 (730 amino acids)
Source: RefSeq, a predicted model, not a curated record
GUUGUAUUCCACGUCAAAUUCUCAGGAGAAGGUACCGAGACAUUCCGCGUUAUCUGCAUGGAUAUGAUUGAAAUCAUAUCUAACGGGAAUCAGAACUAUCUGAAACCUUUCUCCGUCAUUUCCUGCGGUGCUUCGCACAGCGCAGUAAAAAAAGCAGACGACAAGGAGCGCCGCCUUUGAGUACAACUGUACCGAGAUGUUGGGUUCACAGCCGUUGGCGAGUUCAGGGGGUGUUCGAUGUGUUCAUUGCUUUCCUGGAAAUUACCUAAACUCGACCCGAUGUAAGCCCUGCCUCCUAGGAACGUAUCAGGCAGUUCCGGGUCAGCUGAUCUGUGACGUAUGUCCAACCGGAAAACACGUCACAGAGGACAGAACUAAAUGUCUAGAUUCGGUGUGUGUUUCUACUUUCCUUUCCCAGAAGACCCAAAAUAUUGAUUUAACGUGUACCUCUGAGAGUCAAAUGUGUAUGUCCACCUGCUUGGGUGGGUACAUACAAGAUGACGGGGGACUUUCUACAGUGUAUAACUGCAGCGGAGAAGGAUGGUUUCCUCCUCUUAAGAGUUGUAUAAAAUAUGAAUAUUCCACAUACAAUGUUGACCUAGAAGCUGUCUAUUCAACCAACGACGCAGUGGCGGCCACUUGUUUAAGUCAAUUCCAAGCCUUUACUUCUGCUCACAGAGAUUACUUCCAAACAAACAUAUCUACCUCCUGUAGCGAACUUCAUGACGGUAAUGUGACCAUUGAAAAUAUAACUAUUGGAUCCAUCGCAUUCCAAAUAAAGAUGACAUUUCAUCUGAAAUUUUAUGGAUCAUGGCCAACAAAAAUAAUGGAUGUGUGCAUGGACAUAAUAAAAAUUACUUUUCAAAGUCGGACGACUUAUCUCCAUCCAUACACAGUCCUACAAUGCACGGACGGGCGAACCAAUGUGACCAAAGUAUCGGCACAAAGAUCCGGCGAUGUGCUUAACUGUCCGGAUGGACGGCUCAUCAUCAACUCCACAGAGGCGUCCUACUGCAUUCCAUGUUCAGCUGGGACAUUUCAAAAUGAUUUGAUAUGCUUACCGUGUCCCAAUGGAACUUAUCAACCAAUUCUUGGCCAAAACUUUUGUCAAAACUGCUCUGAUUGGACAAAAGUAAACGAGGACCGCACUGAAUGUCGACUAGAAGUGAUGUUAUUACCAAAUGUCACAGAGCAAUCAACGGAAUUGACUACAACAGAGCAGACCAUAACAACUGAUUUAGCAGAGACAAAGGAAACGACACAAAACGUCUUUACGUCAAUUUUGACAAUAUUGUCAACGUCUGCGUCUUUGACAACAACGGUUGUUACCAUAGAAACGACUGAAACAUCGACAGAGAAAUCCACGAGCUCUUCACCGACUACCACAGCACUGCGGACUACCAAAGGUUAUACAAUUCCUUGUGGUUUGGACCAACUUUCCUCAGCCAUUCCAAACUCAAAAUACACGCGCGCUGCACACAACCAAACCUGUACGGUAGAGUGUAGCAGUGGAUAUGUCACCAGUGAGGGGGAGGCGUCUGUAGAGUACAGGUGUGAGGGCGAUGUGUGGACUCCAAACCGGAAACUCUGUCUGGAAUACGAUAUUCCCUUUACGACAAGCGCCCUCUACACGACUUACAGCACUGUGGACCAAGUAGCUUUGUCCUGUCUUCAAGAUUUCCGAGAAAUCACAGAAAGAAACAAGGACCUAUUUCAGAAGACCAUCACAGACUACUGUGGGGAUUUGGGUAUAAACGCUGGGGGUUUGAAGAUCGAAAACAUCACAUCAAUUUCACUCUCGUUUCAAAUAACAAAUACAAUACUGAUUACGUUCUACGAAGAAAGCGUUGACGUCCGUGAGGUUUGUCUUGACUAUAUCACGCUGAUAUUUCUUAACGUUCCUUCUCUACUCAUGCCGUACUCUCGACUCAACUGUACCUCAGGGUUAUCAGACGUUACCAAAGUGUCCGCCAGUCACGGCAGUCCGUCCUAUAGCUGUAAUAACAGGACAUAUCUGGUGAACAGGACAAGCCAAGUAUAUUGUGUUCCCUGUGCCCCCGGAAUGUACAUAGUAUCCUCUCAAUGUGUCCCUUGUCCUGAAAGUCAUUAUCAACCACUUCCGGGUCAGCUCACAUGUGAACCAUGCACUGAAAACAGGACGGUGGUGGAGAGUGAUACAAACUGUACAGAAAUAGUUGAUGAUGAAAAUGAUUUCAACUACGGAAAAUCACAAGUAGGACCCACAGGCCUAACGGAAACGGAAAUAAUCGUCAUUGCAGCGGUAUCUGUCUGUGUGGUUUUUUUACUUGUUGUUAUAGCAACAGUAUACUACUGCAAAAAGUCUAAAGCAGCAAAAGAGAAGAACAUCUCAUGCAGAUGUGUCAGGUGAUGUUAAGUCAGCAGACGGUGUGUCAGUCAAAUCGGACGAAUACCUCAGAGGAAGUCAUGCAUAAAGAACUGAUUCCAAGUAAAAGUAGUUCCACUAACGAUCCAAACUGGACUUACCAGGACGAAAAAAUCGAAAAAUCCACUUUUGCAAGUGCAAACGAGGCUAAAGCAUUGGACGUCCUAAAUACUAUAAUUGACAUUAAAAUCGACAAUGAAGAAUGCAUUACAGCACAGCCACCUGUAUUCGAGAACGUCCGAGAAGGAAAAUGGUGGCCGUUACGUCAUAAAAAUGAAAGCAAUGUAGCUGACGUCAUCAAUAAGGCUAAAGAGACAGAGCCUGAUAAGACGCCAUGCAGAACUCUCAGUGAUUAUGACAACUUCCAGAUAUAUGUACCGGAACCGGAACUCUCAGGUCCGGAUUAAAAAGCUUUAUGAGUUUACAAAUGUAUAUUUCACAGCGAUAGCGUGAAGCAAGAAAAAAAAAUCAAAAUGUUUGUAGCAUUAUAGUCAUAGAAUUUUAUAAAGUAGGUUCAUAUAAUGUUAUAUUUUUAGGAAUUUUUAUUGUAAUCAUGUACUAAUUUAUUAUUUUGUCUUCUUUUAUAUCUUAUGAAGAACGACAGAUUAAGCUUUGACGCUUAACUUUUAAUAGACAUUUUCACCGACAUACAUACAUUUUUCCCUUUUCAGCUUUAAAUAUAUUCAAAAUGCUUACAUGAAACAGAGAGAAAAAAAAAGAGAAAAAGAUGUGCUUGAUUGAAUAUUAUUAUUCAGUGCCUCAAAAUUCAUUUAUCUAAAAUGACAUAGUUUUCUAAAUUGUACAUGUAAUUAUAA